Messenger RNA from Rotaria sp. Silwood2, 363 nucleotides. Lineage: Eukaryota; Metazoa; Rotifera; Eurotatoria; Philodinida; Philodinidae. The record is from the annotation of a GenBank genome assembly.
AUGGUAUUUAGAUGUCCCUGGACUGAGAUCGGUUUUAGAGAGGGAGGGGAGCUUAAUGAUCCCAUUCUAAAAAUUAAACAUCAAUGUGUAGAUAUAGCAGAUAAUUGUGAUAAAUCAGAACGACAAAAUGAAUCCGUUAUUAAUUAUCAGCUUAUUACAACUGAUGUUGAAGAUACUCUUGAAAGCUUUAUUCGAAUUAUAGAUAGCUUAAAAGCUAAUGAUUCAUUAGUUAACACUUUUUUGUCACACGAUGUUCAAUAUUUAUGGUCUGAUAAAUAUAAAUUACAUCCACCUCGAGUACUUAAUAAUCCAACAACAACUAUGCGAUGCCUUCCUGUUUAUGAAAAUUAUCGAGAUCUUUGA